Molecule: messenger RNA, 1134 nt
Organism: Ostertagia ostertagi
Lineage: Eukaryota; Metazoa; Nematoda; Chromadorea; Rhabditida; Trichostrongylidae
Source: the annotation of a GenBank genome assembly
AUGGUUCACGGCGAAGGCCAUGCCCUGCGGCUCGCUGAUCAGGGCGAUGCACACGCCCGCCCGCAGCGCCUCGGGGCUGGUGGCGACCACCAGCACGGGGGCGUCGCCCACGGCGUUGAUCCAUUGCCGCAGCGUGGCGGUUACUUUGCUGACUAUUUGUGCUGGCCACCACCUAUCAUUUACGCUCUCGAAACGAUUGGGCGCGCGGAAGGCCGUGCCCCACAUCAGCUUGAGGCUCUGUCCCGGCUCUGGCGACCAGACCCAGGCCGCACGCGGGUUCCAGCUGGACUCGCCGCCGCGGGCACCGUCGCGCCGCACGCCCAGCACGAGGCGCUGGCGCUCGGCGAGCCGCCAUUCGUCCUGCACGUAGAAGCCCAGGCGCUGCGAGGAGUAGGUCUGGUCCUCGGGCGCUUCGCCGAGGUAGACGUAGCGGAAGCGCUGGAGGUUGUCGCGCUGCAGGUCCACGCCGAAGGACGUGGUGUGCACGUCGCCCGUCGCCCCACCCCAGCUCUGCCCCAGGCGCAGUUCGCCCAGCCACCAGCGGCCCUGGGCCUCGAAGCGACCGGUGCGCACCUCGGCGCCCGAGUCGUCGGCCUGCUCCGCCCGGAAGCGCGAGGACUGCCAGGCCAGGCCCAGGUGCACGUCCCAGUCCGCCACUCGCCCGUCCCACCCGCCUUGCGCGAAGUUCUCGCGCAUCGAAUCGAUGCUGCCGGUGAUGUCGCCCGACUUGGGCAGGAAGCUGUACAGGCCCCGGUCGCGCAGCACGCCGCCGACACGCAGCGACAGCCCGCCGUCGCGCCCGCCCAGCAGCCAGCGCCGCGCACGGUCCCAUUCCAGCGGCUCGAGCUGCGCGUGAUAGCUCUCGGGCUCUCCGAACAGCAACCCGGGAUGGGGCUCCUCGUCGCUGCUGAAGGCGGCCAGCCAUUCGGCGCCGCUCUCCAGCCGCUGCGCAUAACUGAGCCGCGUGCUGACCUGGCCCUUGGGCGAGAACACGACCCGCGCCUGCGGCCCGGCCAGCGUGUCGGCACGCUGAGUGACGAUGUUGACCACACCGAGCAGCGCAUUGCCGCCGUACAGGGCCGAGCCCGGGCCGGGCGCGCAGGCCGUCCAGCAGGAAGAGCACCCGGCCGUUGA